AUGGUCCAAGCUAAGGUUCUUGUCAUUCACUUGAAGAAUGAAUCAGCUGAAUCCGUUAUUAAUAAAGUGAAACGAUUGAAUGAAAAAUCUGGCCCUUUCGAAUGUAUUUUUUUCCUAGGCGAUUUACUGUCCAAACUCGAUCAAGUAGAUAUCAGCACAUUGCCGCCAAUAUAUUGCUUCACGUCCUUACCUGAUAGCCCAGUUAAUGGAUCCGAUGAAGUUCAGGCAAACUUGACUCGGUUAAAUGGCUACGGCGUUUAUCAAAUGACUAACAAGCUAAGAAUUGGUUAUAUUGCAUUGGAAGAAGCUAAGUGUAAUGAACUAAAAGAUAAAAUACUAGAGAAGUUUAAAUUGGUAAAUGCACCUAUUGAUAUCCUAAUAACCAGAGAAUGGAGCACACACAUAGCUGAACUGAAAGAUAGACUAUCCGGAAGUGAUACUAUCGAUGAUGUAGCUAAACUAUUGCAACCCAGAUACCAUUUUACAUACAGCGAUAACGACACUUUCUUUGAAUUGAAUCCAUUCUUAUGGAAUGAAAAGGAAUCAGUUAGUCGAUUUAUCAACUUAGCAACAUAUGGAUCUGGGAGUAAAUGGGCAUAUGCCUUCAACAUUAAAAUUGAAACGGACGAUGACAUAGAAGAUGAACAUGAAAGCAAUCUUCCAACGAAUCUUAUCAGUAAUCCGUAUUCAACCACAAAUAUCAAGAAGCGACCAAUGGACCUAAUAGAUACAGACGGUCAACAGGUCACUAAAAGUUCGAUCUCGCUGAAGAAACCAAGGAAAGUGUUACCAAUUGACUGCCAUUUUUGCUUCACUAAUCCGAACAUGGAAGAUCAUAUGAUAAUAUCAAUUGAUGAUUCCGCAUAUAUGACAACGGCUAAGGGGCCAUUAACAGUUCCUAAGGGAGAUAUGAAUUUCCCUGGUCACUGCUUGAUAAUUCCUAUCGAACAUAUUCCAAAAUUUAAUAAUGUAGAUGGCCAAUCUCCAUUCGAGACACCACUGGGGAAAGACUUACUUGCCUAUGAAAGGAGUGUUGUUAAUAUGAAUUACCAAAAAUUUGACAUGUCUACAAUUGUUUUCGAGAUUAAUUCCGAAAGGUCCAUCCACUUCCAUAAGCAAGUCUUUCCUAUACCGAAGUACUUGAUCAUGAAAUUUAAUGAGUCACUAGACAGACAACUUCAUUUUAACAAUGAAAAAUAUUCUAGAAAUGCGAAACUCAACUUUGAAAAAUUUGAGACAACAUCAGAUUUAAGAUAUGAAGCCAUAGUUAAGAACUCAAACAUGAAUUAUUUGCAAUUCACAGUUUAUGAGACCCCAAUUACUGAACCAGCAAUAUAUGUAUCCAAAUUUGAACUUGAUGACCGUUUAGAUCUGCAAUUCGGGAGGAGAGUUGUUGCAUUCUUACUACAUCUUCCUAAUCGAUUGAACUGGGAUUCUCCAACUUGUCAGCAGACCAAGGAGCAGGAAAUGAUAGAUGUUGAAAAAUUUCAAAAAAGUUAUAAAGAAUAUGAUAUUGCCAAGUCUAAAUGA
Messenger RNA from Naumovozyma castellii, 1530 nucleotides. RefSeq names its product Drn1p (gene DRN1). The coding region runs from base 1 to 1530 and encodes 509 amino acids. The record is from RefSeq and is a predicted model, not a curated record. The transcript has a single exon. NCBI's taxonomy places the organism in Eukaryota, Fungi, Ascomycota, Saccharomycetes, Saccharomycetales, Saccharomycetaceae.